GUUUGUCUCCUGCUCUGCAAACCUGCUCCUCUGCAGACGCGGGGCUGCAAGUCCGGACACUUGCUGCGCUUCUCUUAAUGAUCACGAGGGACCGCAGGAGCAGGAGAAGUAAGGAGAAGGGGAAUCAGUGGGACGCAUAUGGCUGGAUGACAUGAUGUUACUGCCCUUUUCCCCUCCCCCCUACACCUCUCUCUUCCCUGUUUUCCUUCUACUCCUCCUUUUCCUUCCUCCAUCCCUUGUCUCCUCUUCCCUUUCCCACACGCCGUUGAGCUGGACUUCGCCUCAUGACCCCUGCUACCAACUAGACGGCCGCCCACGACACUGUCUGUCGGAGUUCAUCAACGCCGCCUAUGGCAUCCCCGUGAAUGCUAGCCACUCGCUACAAGGGCCUGAUUAUGACAGCAACAUCACCACCUUGACGGACCUCCACAACCCCCACAACCUCACCUGCUGGAUGGCCCACAGAGGUCCUGACACCGGAGAAUGGGUCCUCACGCUACCUCUGGGCCGCCGCUUUGAGAUCACCUACAUAAGUUUGCAGUUCUGCCAGCAGGGGGAGCCAUCAGACCCCAUCUCUAUCUCCAUCCUCAAGUCGAUGGACUAUGGGCGGACCUGGAGACCAAUGCAGCACUACUCCAGUGACUGCCUUGGGAACUUCGGGCUGCCCUCCCAGACGGUGGCCCAGACAAGGCACCAAGAAACAGAGCCGCUCUGCUCAGACCCUCGCCCACUGCAAAAGCAAAGGGGCGGCAUGGUAUUGGCCUUCUCCACCUUGGACGGACGGCCAUCCUCUCCUGAUUUUGACCACAGCCACACCCUCCAGGACUGGGUGACGGCCACGGACAUCCGUGUGGUCUUCCACCAGGUGUCCAAAGACGCCAAGGUGGGCAACAUGGAUACGAAAGAAGAAGCACGAUGGCGUGAUGGUGCAGAAGAUGACAGAGGGACUGGGCUUCUGAGGUGGAGAUCGGGCCACAAGGGGCGCACUGGAGAUCAGGUCGCCAAGUUAAACACAGAUAAUACACUGGCAUUUUUUGAAAGGGAGACAAAAAACUCAGAGAUAAGGGGGGGGAACAAAGGGGAGAAAGUGGACAAACAUGGAAGGAAGGGUCAUUAUAAAGGGUCCAGUCAGGACGAAGAUGGACACAAUGUGACCAGCAAAGAAGGGGGCGAUAGUUUUAGUUCGGACACAUUUGCUUCAUCAAAGAAAGGCGGGAAAGGCAGAGGGCGAGGCCGCAAGAAGGAACACAAUCAUUGGCUGCCUUGCCCAAAUGGAGACUGCAAUUGGACAGUUGAGGGGCAGAGCAGGAGCAACAAGGGGCGGGAACUGAGGAAGAGGAGGAACAAUAUGCUCAACACAAAGCAAAGCUCCAGGAAUCUGCAGGUGGCCCCACCCUCUGCUUUUACCUCUGCUGUCCGAGCUCCUCUAGCCCUCUCUGACCUGCAAGUUGGCGGCCGGUGUAAAUGUAACGGACAUGCUUCCAGGUGUCGGCGUGACGACACAGGCCGAGCGAUGUGCGUGUGCAAGCAUCACACAGCAGGGCCAGACUGUGACAUGUGCGAGGAUUUCUACUGCGACAGACCAUGGCAUCGAGCUACACCCACACACCCAAACCCCUGUGUUGCCUGUGAGUGUAACGGCCAUUCAAACAAGUGCCGCUUCAGCAUGGAGGUGUUCCAGCAGUCGGGCCGGCGUAGCGGAGGUGUGUGUCAGAAGUGUCGCCACCACACGGCCGGGCGCCACUGCCAGUACUGCCAGAAUGGAUACACUCGCGACCACAGCAAGCCGUUGAACCACCGCAAGGCCUGCCAAUCGUGUCAGUGCCAUCCUUUGGGAGCAGUGGGUAGCUGGUGUAACCAGACAUCAGGUCAGUGUCUGUGUCGAGAAGGGGUAACCGGCCUCAGGUGUAACCGCUGUGCCCCGGGAUACAAACAGGGCAAGUCCCCCCUGCGGCCCUGCAUACGAAUUCAAGAGGUCGCUCCGACCCCAGUGUACCAACCUCAAUACAGCAUAGCGGAGGAGUGUGUUUCAUACUGCCAGCCCUCUCAGGUUAAAGUCAGGAUGAACUUGGAGACCUAUUGUCUCAAGGACUACGUGCUGAAGGUGCAGGUGAGAGGAAUGGAGCGUUCAGGUCCCUGGUGGCAGUUCUCCAUCUCAGUCCAAACCGUCUUCCGCACAGGGUCCACCUCCCGCGUUCGUAGGGGCCCCCACUCCCUCUGGGUCCCUGACCGCGAUCUUGGCUGCGGCUGCCCCGCCCUGCAUGUGGGCCGGACCUUCCUCCUGAUUGGUGCAGAGGAAGGGCAGCGGGGCUGGGGGCCUGAGGAGAGUCGCCUGGUGGCAGACCGCUCCACCCUGGCCCUCCAGUGGCGGGAACACUGGAGCCCCAAACUGAGGGGCUUCCGGGGGCAGGACAAGAGGGGCCGCUGCCCGCCAAAAUCCCCCAACAACCACCAGCACCACCAUCACAGGGAACAAACAAAGCCCCAGUCUGGGUACAUCCCCCCUCACCUGCUGACUGAGAAAGACACGGAGCCUCGCAGUGUGAACACACACUCUGUGAACGUGGCUGACACUCAGACCUCAGUGGUGCUGCACACACACUCUCACACAGACGCUGAGGUCAAAUCCACAAAGGCAACCUCCUCGCCAACUCUACCCUUUCUGGUGUGCUCUACUCAAGGUCCUGGAUGAAAAACAAAAACCACAAGGAGAUAACAGGAGUUUUUAUAAUCCACUUUCUGGAUAUUCUGCAAAAAGAGAAAAACUACAAGAAAAGUGCUCUUUUUUUACAGUUUCUCCUGAAGGUUUCAGGAGAAACAGGCCUGACUUUGCUUCAGUGAAACUCCACAACACACAUAAACACUAACACCUGUUAUGUGAUGUUCAAACGCUUAUCUAAAAAUGUGAAGAAACACACAUUUCUUGUUUUAUCUUUUAUCUUGGAGGGUAAAGGUCAACUUUCAAUGAUAAAAAUAUUCUAAAAUUCAGCACAAUUGGUGCUAUUUGAAAAAUUUUAAUUUUAAUAUUUUCUUCUAAAGAAGCUUUUGAAAAUUAAAAUCUGACUAAACUCUGACUGAAAUGCCAUGCGGUAUUGUUGUCUUAUGAGGACAUGUUUUAAGUAUUGUUUGAAUCAUAUUUAUUCAUUUCACACACACACAAAAAUCAAGAGAGAAAACUCACCAUCUAAAUAAAUAACUUAAAAUACUGAAUGUGCAGAUUUAGCAAAAUUAUUAAAAGGGUAAAAUUUCUACCUCACAUUAGACAUACAACAAAAUGUAAAAGUUUUUUCAGAAAUGUGAUGUUUCCUUUUUUAAAUAAAGAGUGGCCAUGGUACAUACAUAUUUUUUUACUUCAAAUCCAUACUAUAUCCUUGAGUUUGUAUUUUUAUUUCUCAUAUUUAAUUUUGAAAUUAACAUAUAUUUAAAUAAAAUGUAAUAGUCCUCACCAAGAAAAAAAGUUUUAAAAAAAUUGUUUUUUAUUUCCUGGGAGCAAUAAUAACAACCAAUGUUUUGAAACAGACCCCAAGUUUUUAAAUAAUAUAUACAUAGGCAUCCACCAAACAGUUGAGACGCUCACAAUAUAGCAUUAAUUAUACUAAUAAUAUGAAUAGAUUCUUGGGAAUUUUUUAGUAUAAGGGCCAGAAAAGUGCGUGGCCUAGCACCAGAACAUUUUUAGUGUCCAUCUACUAUUUGUAAAACAGAAUAAAAAUCUGAAUUACAAACCAUGUACUGUUACAAUGCUAGUAACAUGUUUACCAACAUAUGUCAAUUUAUUACCAUGGAAUUCGUAGUAAUACUGGCAUUCUUUCUACAUAUUUAUUCUAGAUAUUUACCAUAUUUACAGUACUUUGAAAACAUCUCAGAAAAUGGUGAAAAAUCUUACUGGUAAAUAUUUUCAUAAAACAUAUUAUGAAAUAACGUUUGUUUUUAGACAAUAAAAACUCAUUCUCACUCACUCAAUGAUUUCUGCAUAUAAAUAAUAGAAUAACAUUAAAUGCAUGAUAUUAACAACAACUAAUUACCAAAAAAAAUUUUUUACUUGUAGCAGAUUGUUAAUUUGAAAUACAUUAGCUUAGCUUCACUUGCUUUACCAUAAAAUAACAAAAUACCUGUUUGAAAGACUUUUAUUGUUGUACAAAAUUAAUCAGUUCUGUUCAGUAAUACCUCUGAAACUACAAUUUGUCAAAAAAAUUAAUAUUAAUAUGGAAAAUUCCACCAAACAUAGUAUUCAUGUCUGGACUAACCAUUUUGGUAACCAACUUUCUGUAAGGAGGCAAACUGAAAAUGCAUAUUAUAUGUAUGUAUAUGUAUUUCUUAACUAAUGCUCCAAACCUAGUAUUGCGCACCUGUAUUAUAUCCACAACUUACAUUAUUCUCGAAUAGACUCUUUUCUGGAUUUUCCCUCUUCACAGGUCACUCACACACACACACACACACACACACACACACACACACACACACACACACACACACACACACACACACACACACACACACACACGCCUUGCCUUCACACUGUACAUUAUUUGGGGAAAUUGAAACUAUCUACAAUCUGCUCCCUCAUUGGACAGCUGACACAGAGACCAAACUAACUUCAACCUCAUUUCCUAACCAUAUAGGAAUCCACAGAUAGACCGUCAGGAGCCCAGAUACGGAUCUAAAAAGCAUCGGUCCAGCCUGUCGUCAUGACUUCUGUUUCCAUUUGGAAGACAUGGCGGUAUAGCCCAGGGGAAAUGGUGUCAGUGGCCGGGGAGGUACAUUAAGACAGAUGGACGAGCUCCUAUUUGUUGAGCAGCCAUGUUGUUUUGGUAGCGGCCGGGUCAGUGAUUGGCUGUGCCGCUGUUUUGGAGCCUGGGAUUGAAAAUAAAAUGAGAAAAAUAGACUCGCUGACUGAUGACACUGAGGGAGUGUCAGUGGGCUUGGUGUUUUUAUACUCAUGAGGUCCAGAUGUCUUCACAAGCUUCUUCAUGGCCACAUAAUUAACCAAUAGAAAAUAUACUGAAAAGAUUUUGUUGAAUCAGGAUCGUGAUUACAGGAUUGUAAUCUUGUUUACUUAGGAAACUGUUAGCAAGUAAAGAAAAUCAUAAGAGAAAUCCUCCAAUAUUUUGCUGGUCUAUACCGAGUACUUAGUUAUAACGUCACAAGGACGAUCGGCUGACCAAAAACCAUUUAACAAUGAUAAUACUUACCAGUAGGACAGGGGACUCAUUACAUUCUGUGUUGACACACAUCCUCAAUGUUGACACUAAGCUGCAGAAGGGAACAUAACUCUCAAUUAUAGCAAUUAUAGCUCUGCCCCAAAAAAUUAUGCAAGCAAGACCUAUGGCUUUUUUGUGCUUGUUUUUAAAAUGAUCAAUAAAACAAUUAUUUUAAAUGUGGGUAUUAACCUUAUAAGAUGGGUGCACACCUGCAGCUGUAAACAUUAUCUAUCUAGUACACAAAAAAGUAUUAAAAUAUGUUGUCAAGAUCAUGACCAGAACAGAUGCGUUUUAUUUGUUUCAAAGUAUCAUAAAUGCUGAUUAACAGCUGAAAAGGCAAACUUUAGGCUGCACUGGUCAAUAUUUUUAGACUAACAAUGGAUCACAUGACUAUGCUAAAUGUGAAACAUGUUGCUUGUAGCUAACACCGGGAUUCCCCUCAGGUCAGCUUUUUAGCGUCCAUUAGCUCAUUGCUUUGCUUCACUCUUGCCGCUCUCAUCACCGUCUGCUGAUUUAAGCAAGAAAAUAUCUAUUAAGCCUACUGUAUGCUCCCUGUGCUGAACCAAACAACAGGCAGACAAAGUUAGCCACUAGCUGGUGAACAUAGUGGAGCAUUUAGCAGCUUAAGAGCCUGAUAUUGUUUCUCAGGAGUCGGUGGAGACCAAAAACAGAGCUAAAAAGAAAGUGAAAAUUGGACUCAACACGUGUCAGCUGGCCAGAAACACUACUCCAAAAUGAAUGAUAGCAUUGCUCCAUAACUGCUGGAUUUGCAAAUAAAAAUAUUUCUA
Micropterus salmoides (largemouth bass) is the source of this 5986-nucleotide messenger RNA. RefSeq names its product netrin 5 (gene ntn5). Bases 152 to 2692 code for a protein of 846 amino acids. Gene Ontology annotation, molecular function: protein binding. The record is from RefSeq and is a predicted model, not a curated record. The transcript has 7 exons. Lineage: Eukaryota; Metazoa; Chordata; Actinopteri; Centrarchiformes; Centrarchidae.